Molecule: messenger RNA, 777 nt
Organism: Carya illinoinensis
Lineage: Eukaryota; Viridiplantae; Streptophyta; Magnoliopsida; Fagales; Juglandaceae
Product: secreted RxLR effector protein 161-like
Exons: 1
Coding region: 1-777 (258 amino acids)
Source: RefSeq, a predicted model, not a curated record
AUGAAAGAUUGUAAAGCGUCUGUAGCUCCCAUAAUCAAAGGUGAUAAAUUUCAUAAAGGACAAUCCCCUGAAAAUGCAUUGGAACAAGAGCAGAUGAAAAGUGUACCUUAUGCAUCUACAGUGGGUAGCUUGAUGUAUGCUCAAGUUUGUACCCGUCCAAACAUAUGUCUAGCAGUUGGAUUAUUGGGUCUUUAUCAAAGUAACCCAAGACUUCAACAUUGGAUAGCUGCAAAGAAGGUGAUGCAGUAUUUGCAAGGAACCAAGAAUUACAUGCUAACCUACAGGCAUACAGAAAAUUUGCAAGUGGUUGGCUAUUCAGAUUUGGAUUUUGCCGGUCGUGUAGACACCAGAAAGUCUACUUCUGGAUAUAUCUUUCUUCUUGCUGAAGGAGCUAUAUCUUGGAAGAGUAAGAAGCAAUCUAUAGUUGCUACGUCUACUAUGGAGGCAGAAUUUAUUGCAUGCUAUGAAGCAACGACACAAGCCAUAUGGUUGAAGAAUUUUAUUUCUGGUCUUAAAAUUGUCGAUUCCAUUCAAAGACCAAUAAAGAUUCUUUGUGAUAAUACCCCUGCAGUGUUCUUCUCAAAGAACAAUAAGAGCAGAAGUAGAAGCAGGCAUAUCGACAUAAAGUAUUUAAGUGUGAGAGAGAGCAUCAAAUAUAAUGUGGUGUAUAUUGAGCACACCAGUACAGAAUUGAUGUUAGCUGAUCCAAUGACCAAAGGUUUACCGGUAAAACAAUUUCAGGGUCAUGUGGAUCGUAUGGGCUUAAUUAAAGUGUAA